Mycotypha africana is the source of this 2015-nucleotide messenger RNA. RefSeq lists its product as uncharacterized. NCBI's taxonomy places the organism in Eukaryota, Fungi, Mucoromycota, Mucoromycetes, Mucorales, Mycotyphaceae. The coding region runs from base 163 to 1974 and encodes 603 amino acids. The record is from RefSeq and is a predicted model, not a curated record. Gene Ontology annotation, molecular function: dipeptidyl-peptidase activity. Gene Ontology annotation, cellular component: cytoplasm. The transcript is spliced from 4 exons.
GCCUAUUGCCUUGGUACAGUGUUUUGUGAACAAAUUCUUGUCCAAGGUCUUCUUUGACGGCAAUGUAGAGCACCCUGUAUCAACCUAGUCUCUGACACAUCUUGUCCAUGUUUAAGUAGCCCUGUAGUGAAUUGUCAUGGUGUUUUCUUUUUCUUCACUGCGAUGGAGAGCCAUGCUCCUCACGCGGGUCAUCUUUUGUGUCAUCAAAAACUUUUGUUUCCCACACUUUGGCAAACAGAGUGGUCCAUUGCUGAAUCUGAACUUUGGAUUAACCUAACACCGUUUCUUUUUUCCUUUCAUACUCUUCUUUUUUUUUUUCCCUUACCCAAACUUCCAGUGAAAAAGGCACAAAACACGUUCAACAUGGCCACGCUACGCUCAUUGUCUAACCGUCUUGCACGUUUUGCCCUCUAUGAAUGUACUGCUGAUUUGUCUCAUUUGUCUCGUCAUGAGCAUGCAGCUUUGAAAAAGUUGGUGAAAGCAGGCAAAUACUUGGACCAACUGUACAUGCGACAAGCUUGGUCAGGCAACGAAGAACUCGGUAAAAAAUUACACAAACAAGGAAACCAAGAGUUGUGCACUUUAUUUGAAAUGUACAAAGGUCCUUGGGCACGCGAAGAUGACAACGUUGCUUUCAUUGAAGGUGUUCCCAAGCGUCCUGAGGGAGGCAAUUUAUACCCUGAAGAUAUGACAAAGAAAGAGUUUGAAGAGUGGGUCUCUGGUUUAUCCAAGGAAGAACAGCAGAAGGCAAAGAGCUAUUAUACGAUCAUCCGCAGGAAUAAGGAGGGUCAAUUGGAAGCUGUACCUUAUUCGGAAGCGUAUGCUGAUCUGUUAAAGCCUGCUGCUGAGCAUCUUCGUGAAGCAGCGGAAGCCUUAAAGAACAAGGAGAUCGGCCACGGUGAAGAAGGCACACGCAUCGAUCAGUUUCUUGUUUCUCGUGCCGAUGCUUUUGAUUCCAACGAAUACCUUGCGUCUGAAUUGGACUGGCUUCGACUUGGAAAGUUCAACACAUUGGAAGUCACCGUCGGCCCCUACGAGCAAUAUACCGAUGGCCUGUUUACAUUGAAGAGCGCUUACGAAUUCUAUAUCCAUGUGAGGGAUGAAAAAUCUUCUCAAUUGUUGGAGAAAUUCUCAGAUUUGCAGUUUGUAGAAGACCGUUUGCCCAUACCCGCGAAAUACCGCAAUGACAAUUUGGUGACUGCUCCUAUUGUCGUUGUCAAUCAGCUUUAUGCGGCGGGCGAUGUGGCUGUUCCUAUGACAGCAGCGUACAACCUCCCUAACGAUGAAGAAGCGAUCAAAAAAGGCGGCUCCAAGUUGGUAUUGAUCAAGAAUGUACAAGAAGGCAAAUUUGAGAAAGUGUUACGACCGAUUGCUGCGAAUGUUUUGGAAAAGGAGCAGCUUCAAUAUUUGACAAAGGAUGCUUUCACAACGCACGUCUUGUUACAUGAAGUAUGUCACAGCAACGGGCCACAUCAUACAUUGGAAGGGGACACAGUGCGCUCCAAAUUACAAGAAUAUCACUCUGCGCUUGAAGAAGCGAAAGCUGAUAUUGCUGCUUUAUUUGCUGCUGAUCUCAUGGUAGACCAUGGUACGAUUGACAAUGUGAGCCAAAAGGAAUUCUGGGUCACUUUCUUGGCCUCGGCGUUCCGAUCCAUUCGUUUCGGUAUUCAAGAGGCCCAUGGUUUAGGUCAAGCGAUCCAAUUGAACUACCUUAUUGAAAAAGGCGGAUUCCAAUGCGACGAGAAGAGCAAAUUAUACAGUGUGAACUUUGACAAGAUCCGAUCUGCAGUGUCCGAUCUCACGCAUGAUAUUUUGGUGCUGCAGGGCAACGGCAUUAAAGAAGACGUGGAUAAGUUUGUUAAAAAGUAUGGCCUACUCGACGCGAAUACAAAGGAGGCUCUGGAUCGUAUUGAUCAUGCGGGUAUUCCAGUGGAUAUUCGUCCCCGCUAUCCAUUAGCUGCUGAAGAAGAUUAAGCGGGGGAGAAGAAAAAAAUAAAAUAAAAUAAAAUAAAAUA